UGACUCUUUAGGAAGGCAAAAGUGACCAACUGAAGCCCGACCUGCUCGUCGCUAUCAGCUGGAGCGGAAGGGAUUCUGUUAUGGUUCAUUUGGAGUGUGUUUAGCAUCUAGUCGUGUCUGUGGUGUACAUUGUGUUCGGACUGUCAUUUUAUUAGUAUAGAUCUGUUAGCAAGCAGGAACCCUUUGAAGCCGGGUUAAGAGUUUCACUAGUUGACCAGGGAUUUAGCAUCGACUGACUGAAAUCAGCUGAAUAUCCGUAAACACAGAGGGGCUUUUCAGUGAUCUGAUGACCAUGAGACGAAGUCCAAGGAGACCCCUGAUUCUCAAAAGGAGAAAGUUGCCCUUUCAGCAAAAUGAACUACCAACAGCUGGAUCACAAAGCCAGUCUGAAGUCUCACUUGCUGAAGAACAUUCAAGUACUCCUGCCAGUCAGUGCUUCCUGGAUGGGAUCCGGAUUAUAGAUCACCAUUCUAUGUCCGAUACUCAGGUGGUUGUCAUACCUAAAACGGCAGACCUUCAAAACGUCAUCGGGGCCCUAACUGUCAAAGGCAAGGAAAGUGGUCCUCAAGGACCGAACAAGUUCAUCCUCCUGAGUGAGAAUGGUGAUAAUGCAACAUUUUGUCACCCUGCUGCACUACGGGAUGGACAGACCAUGAAAGCAGAAAUAAGCCACAACUCCCUGGAAGCUAAGCCUCCUAACAGGACUAAACUAUUGAAUAAGGAGCUGGAAUGCGGUCCUUUGGAUGACAGCCUGACUAACAUCCAUUGGCUUGGCAAAAUGAGCACAUGUACCAUUGAACCAGAGCCUACAAGGGAAGAGAGCAACAAGGAGAACCCAAACACACCCUUACAGGCUUUACAGAAUCCUCAUAUGAAUGAAGAAGCAGGCCAACAGUCAGAGAGGCCACCUUACUCCUACAUGGCCAUGAUUCAAUUUGCCAUCAACAGCAGAAAGGACAGGAGGAUGACGCUGAAGGAGAUCUAUCUGUGGAUCGAGGACCACUUCCCUUACUUUAGACGAGUGGCCAAACCAGGAUGGAAGAAUUCCAUUCGCCAUAACCUCUCUUUGCACGACAUGUUCAUUCGUGCGACCUCACCGGAUGGAAAAGUUUCCUUUUGGACCAUUCGUCCAGAGGCCAAUCGGUGCCUCACGCUUGAUCAGGUGUAUAAGCCUGGUUGUGACCCAAUGACUGCUCCUGUUCCAGUGCCUAUGGUUUUAUUACCCCACGAACAACGAAAGAAGAUACCUGAAGUACGAAAGCCCUCAACCUGCUCAGAGAAAAAGAUGAAACCUCUUCUUCCCAGAACGGAUUCCUACUUGGUUCCCAUCCAGCUCCCUGUCACUUCCUCUGUCUACCUGCCGAGUUCAGCAACUUCGCUUCCCCAGCCUUGUUUGCAGCAGAAACGCAACACAUCACGUGGAGCCAAGAGAGUCCGGAUAGCUCCUAAGGUGACACCAAAUGACAUUUCUUUGAAAAGCAGAGAGUUGAAGAAGGAGCCUGAGUGUGUUCUCACUAAAUGCGAGACUCCUAAAGCCGCCCUGAAGAGGCCAGCCAGCAGCUCUCGGCGUAAGCAGCGUCUGAUUCACUCUGUUCAUGAGGAGCCAGUCCUGCUCUGCCAUAAUAAUACUUUCUUAGACUCGGGCGUAGCCUCUGAUGCCUCCACUUUCCAUGACGUGCAUGACACAGAGUUAGAUGUACAGCAGGACAGCCCCGACAGAGAGUUCUCCUUCAAGACCCCCAUAAAAAGUAGCAACCAUUUAACCUCGUCCACUCCCAGCAAGGCCCCACUGAAUGCUUUGCCUGAGCCCUGGAAAGUGACCCCAGUGGGCAAAGGGAGCCAAAAUGUUCUGGACUUCAGCCCCAUUCGCACACCAGGUGGCCCCGCGGUCACACCACGGCACGACUACACCACCUUCAGCUUCAGCAGCACACCCUUCAAAGACCUGCUUCUCUUUAGCUCCCCCAGAGAGCUUCUGGCUGCUGCUCCUUCCAAAGGGACGGGUCCCGCAGACUCUUCCAUCGAGUGCCUUCGAGGCAGCUGCUCCCCGGAGCUGCUUCAGGCAGGAAGCACCACAGCAGUGAACCGCUCAAUCACAGAGGGCCUGGUUCUAGAUACACUGAACGACAGCCUGAGCAAGAUACUGGUGGACAUUAGCUUCACAGGCCUGGAUGAUGAGGACCUGGGCAUUGCUAACAUCAGCUGGUCUGAGUUCAUCCCUCAGUUGAAGUAGACCGACACUGAGUUUUAUUUAUUUCACAAAACACUAAGCGAUAAAGCCCCCAUAGACAACCGCAAUGCAGAGGAAAGUAACGUGUUAGUCUGAACCAAUAAAACCUUGGAACUUAUCAUCUGGUAUAAAUGCAACAUUGCUUUAAACUAACUGAAGGCAAUUAAUAUGGAAUAUAUGUUUAUAUAUUGUUGUCUGAAUGAGGAUGAUAGACUUUUAGUUCAUGAGAAAUUGAGGUAGUUGGUUUGGAGAUAAAUACAAAUCAGAUCUUUACAUAGAUUGAGUUGAAUCUAUAAUGUAUUUUAGCCUUAGUAAGUUGUUGUAUCUGUGUGGGAUGUGCCAGAGGAUAAACAGUGUUUUGUAUAAUUAUAUUCCCUCUUCAGUUGAUACUGUCGCCGUGUGGAACACCAGAGCUAAACAACUUAACUAAAGCAGCACUAGGCGCUGCCGGUCUUUGCUGCAUCUUUUAAAAUGUACGAGAUGAACGCUCCAAAAUGUUUAAAGGUCGUUGGUUUGCAUGUUUUGCCUGUGAUUGGGCACUUUAUCUUUAGUGACCGGGUCAACCAAGCAAGCAGCUCCCGUCUCAUGAGAUGCGUUUCUCUUGACCUUUGGUUUGCUGUUUUUCAUUGCUUGCAUCACUCAAACUGCCUGAGUGUAACAGUUUGUUUUGUUUUUUUCUUCUGCAUGUGGGAAAAGUUUCGUCUUGUCAUCGUUUUGUUCACUUUCCUGUCCUGUCUUUAGCCUUGAAGGAAUCGUUAGUGAAGAGAAGUCUGUGUAUAUGUUGAUUUGCACAUUUUAAUAUAUAAUUAGCUUUUACAUAUGUAAAUUGAAUGCAAUAUAUUGCUUAAUAAGCCAGUGAGAUGCUUCACCCAGCCCCUAGCACUAACAGCAAUAGGCUUAUGUUAAUUCUGGAACUGUCUUGCCCACACGACUACAAAUACUCUGUGAUUGUUCUUUAGAGCACUUUGUACGUGCAAGGAGGCAUAUUUUGCAUGCUUUGACAUUUGGUAACAACAAACCAUUUGUACCUAGCACAUUCAUACAGCCAUUAUUUCUCAUUGGGGCGCAGGUGGGAAAAAACAUUUUCGUAACAUCAUCCAAACGCAUUUUGUAGGUGCAAGGCUUAAUCAUUCCCACAGGUUUGUUGGCAUGUAUGUUUAUAUCUUGGAGUUUUUACACUGCAGUAAGUUGAUGUGUUCACAGUGGCCAUUGAGGAGCAAAGAGCCCUGUUGGUAUUUCUAUGACUACAAUAAACCUGGUGGUGUUGGUGCCUCA
This is a messenger RNA of Betta splendens (Siamese fighting fish), 3505 nucleotides long. It is a transcript of the gene foxm1, whose product is annotated as forkhead box M1. The coding region runs from base 287 to 2233 and encodes 648 amino acids. The transcript has 9 exons. NCBI's taxonomy places the organism in Eukaryota, Metazoa, Chordata, Actinopteri, Anabantiformes, Osphronemidae. Gene Ontology annotation, biological process: G2/M transition of mitotic cell cycle; regulation of DNA-templated transcription. The record is from RefSeq and is a predicted model, not a curated record. Gene Ontology annotation, molecular function: sequence-specific DNA binding; DNA-binding transcription factor activity.